Cladophialophora psammophila CBS 110553 is the source of this 591-nucleotide messenger RNA. RefSeq lists its product as uncharacterized. The transcript is spliced from 2 exons. The coding region runs from base 1 to 591 and encodes 196 amino acids. The record is from RefSeq and is a predicted model, not a curated record. Lineage: Eukaryota; Fungi; Ascomycota; Eurotiomycetes; Chaetothyriales; Herpotrichiellaceae.
AUGAUGAGUCUGGCCGACUUUGGACGUGUGUUUGGCAAGGGCCAGGAACUCAUCCUACUACCGAGACGAGAAUUCUUGCUGCCCUCGGUCUCUCGGGGGACGAGACACGACUUCGUCAAACCCACAUGUUCCUACCUUGCCUACCUGCAAGACACACAGAACCGCAAGAUGUGCAAAACCGAAGCCUUCAAAUCUCAUACCUGCCCUCAUCACUGGAUGAGCAUCGUCAAACCAUGUGGGCCGGAAGCAUCUUUCAAGAACCAGACGCACCAAUACAAACCUGCGAGAAGUGCGUGGAAAAGAAUGGUGCAACCAGAGUACAUUUCUGCGCCGGCCGACAGCUGUCCGAACUGCGAUCUGAAAGGAGACUACGACGCGGACAAGACGCGGAUCAUUCUAAAGAAACCAUGGGAGGCAGGCAAUCUGGGCAAUGGAUACAACAUGACUGAUGGACACGGGAGGGUGUUGCCCGUGUAUCACUACCGAGGACAUUUACCGUCGUCAACCUAUCCUUCGUCAGGGCCUACGAGGGUCUCAAUGGCUCCUCCGGAUGGACAGUGGCAGCAGGCUGGAUGUUGCGUCGUGAUGUGA